AUGAAAAUUGUUUUUAUAUUUGCAAUUAUUAUAACAAUAUUUUUUAGUAAAAACAUUAAAUGCUUUAAUGAUGUAAAUUCAAAUGGGGAAAAAAACUUACAAGAGCAAAACAUUAAGGGGGAUGGUAGUAUUUCGACACAAGAAAACCAAAAUGUUGAUGAAGUAAAUAGCCAAAAUAAGGAAAAUGUAAAAGAUGAAAUGAAUGAAAAGCAUGACAAACAAUAUAACAUCGAAAUUAACUCAAAGCAUAAUAAUAACAAUGAUAUAAUAUAUAAUGAAUUAUACGAUUAUAAUAAUAACGAACUUUUCAAAAAUGACACAAACUACAUAAGGAAUGAGAGCGGAAAAGACUAUAUUGAGAGGGAUCCUUUCUUGUUUAAUAAUGAACAAAUGGAUAAAAUGAAUAACAAAGAAAACAUGCAUAAUAAACCUGAAAAAGAAGGGCGAAACAGUAAUACUGAAAAUAAAUUAAAAAAAAACAAUGGGUAUAAUAUGAACAAUUCAGAAAUUAAUAACACAAAUAAUGAAAAAAAAAAAAAUGGUCAUAAUAAAAAAAAUCCAAACGAAAAAGGAGAUGCUGAAUAUAAUAAAGAUUUAAUACAUUUUGAAAAAGAGUUUAGGGAAAUUGAUGAAGAUUCAGGCGAUAAUAGUACAAUUGAAGAUAUUGGUUUAAAUUUGAAAAAUGACACUGAUAAAAAUAUGAACAAGUUAGGUAAAAAUUAUGACCCAGAUAGCCAAAAUGGAAAUGUUCAUAAUAGAGAUAAACGACAAAGUAAACAAAGCACAAACAAAAAUAACAAAAAAAAAGAAAAUCAGGAUUGGAGAGGAAAGGUAAAUACAAAGGAAAAUAUUCCACAUAAUCACAAAAACGAAAUGUUACUUGGAAAAGAACACGAGUCAAUAAAAUAUUUUUUUGAAAUAUUAACUGAAACAUUCAUCAUAAUAAAACUAGGUAUUAUGCAUAGAUUUAAAAAUUAUUUAAUUCCAUUAAAAAAUAUAAUAAUUCACAAAAUUUUAAAUAAAAUGGAAUUUGUGUGCACAAAUAUAUUAUGGCUACAUAAGGUAGGUAGUGAACAGUAUAGAGAUACAUAUGGUUUUAUAUUAAUAAUAUUAUUCAUAUUAGCUUUAAAAUAUAUAAUAAAACAAACAACUUUUAAGAUUAAAAAAAAAAAAGAAGAUGAAAAUGGUGUAUUUAAAAAUAAAAGCAAUGAAAAUAUAUAUAUUGAAAAUUUAUUAAAAAGAAUUUUGUAUAAAGUUGAAAGAAAAAAUACGCUAGAAUUUGAAGAUAACAAUAAUAUUAAUAUAUUACAGCAUAUUUUAGAAAAUACUGAUAAUAUAUUAGUAAAUAGUAAUAUAAUAAAUAAAGAAAAUAAAACUAUAUAUACAGAUAUGACAUCAAAUAUAAAUAAUAUAGGCGUAUUUACAUAUGUUUCUACACAAGCUUUAAAAAAAAUUAACUAUAAAACAGAUGUUAUAAUUAAUGAGUUAACAGGAGGUAGAGCAAAUGAUUUAGGAGAUAUACCUGAUGAUAACAAAACAGAUAGUUAUAAAAAUUUAACAAUGAAUGAAUAUGAAGAAUAUGGCAUGAAUAAAAUGAAAGGAAAUUUUGUAAAUUAUAAUGAAUAUGAUGAAAAUUAUAUUAAUAAUAAAUUAGGAUAUAACAUGAUGGGGAAUCAUAACGAAUUUCAUGAUUUUCCCACAAAUUUUGUAAAAAAAAAUAAUGAUUAUCCCUUUAUUAAUAACAAUAGUAAUAUGAUUGAAGUAGAUAACAUGCUAUAUGGGGAAAUUGGUGGCGAAGAAAGGAAUCAUAAUAUAGGAGGGGUAGUAAAUGGUUUGGAAAAUAAUAUAGAUAAAAAUAUUAAUGGUAAUAUAGAUGGAAAUAAUAUUAGAAGAAAAUUGAAUAGUUCAAAUAAAGUUUCUGGAAAUAUAUCUCCUUAUUCGACAGGAAAUUCCGAAAUAUACGAUGCUAUAUCAAAUUCCAAAAAUAAUAAUACGAAUGAAUAUGAAGAACAUAAAAUUCAUUCUUUUCAUUUGAAAAAUAAUGAAGAAGAUAGGCAAACUAAUUCCCCAUUUAUUAAUCCCUAUUUAAAAGGAAAUAAAAAAACAGAUUUAAUAGAAAGCAACAUAAAUAAUUCAAUGUUAAAUCAAAAUGAUAAAACAAAUAAUACUAAUGGAAUUAAUAAUUUAGUAAAUUCAAAUGAAGAAAUGGAUAAUAUGAAUGCACAUCCAUAUCGAUAUAGUCAAAAUAUUAAUAAUAAUAAUAACAAUAAUAAUAAUAAUAAUAAUAUGAGAGAUUCAAAAGAGCAUGUAAAUAAUUAUUCUACCAAUUUUAUGCAUAAUAAAAAACCAUCCAUUCCUUUAAAUGAAAAUAUUUCAAUUCGUGACAACAUUCAAGAAAACUCUAAUUAUCUUAUUCAGAGUGGGGAAUCCAAUAGAGAGUCAAUAAUACCUGACAUGAAUAACGAAGAAAUAAUAACAAGUUCCAAUAUAAUUAGUAACUACGAAAACAGGGCCGACUUAGUGAAUAAUUUGCCAAAUAAAAGUGACCCUUUUUUGAAUGAAAGAAAAAAUGGAAUAAAAAAUUUAGAAAAUGAUAAUUUUAUGAAUAAACAAAAUACUUUUCCUAACCAUGCAUCACCUCCUUUUUCAUAUGUAACUCCACCCCAACAAUGUACCGACAAUAUAUCAUCACGGAAUAGUAAAUAUCUAACUCAAAGAAAGGAACGACAAGAAAUAAUCGCAACGAAAUCUCCUUUUAAUUAA
Molecule: messenger RNA, 2763 nt
Organism: Plasmodium berghei ANKA
Lineage: Eukaryota; Apicomplexa; Aconoidasida; Haemosporida; Plasmodiidae
Product: secreted ookinete protein, putative
Exons: 4
Coding region: 1-2763 (920 amino acids)
Source: RefSeq, a predicted model, not a curated record